AUGGCUCCACCAAACUGUGAACAAUCUAAUGUUUCAAAGAUUGCUUCUGAAGAGGCAAAAGAUCAAGUUGCGGCCGAGGAGAUGGCCAAUCUCGACCUGGCUCGAGCAGCCUUUGGAGAAGUUCGUCGAGGAAAUGACCGUUAUCUCCAUGCUAUUCUUGAAGAUGAUGAGACUCGAAUUCCAGAAGGAAGACCAAGAGCUGCUACCAUUGCCACCGUCUCAAGAGAUGCUCCAGCUAGCGGAGAUCAAUCCAAUGGAUUGGAAGACUCAGGAGUCGAUGCUCCUCUCAUUGGCCACCGUCCUCGCUCGUAUUCGGUCCGCGAGAGACCAUCUUGGCUGAAGAAAAAACCCAGACCAUCCAACACAUCUACGGAAAAUGCCAAUGAACCACAAAAACGCGAGCCUGCCCCAUCAACAUCUUGCUGCGCUGGUACUCAUGAUUUUGGAUCAAUAGUCGCGCAUCCAAUAAUGGCAGCGGUCCUCUCAAACACAGUAAAUUUGGACUGCUUCCGACGUCAUUUGGAUAAUCCAGAAGGUCGAGAGAAACUUCAAAAAAUGGCUGAAAAAGCGUUCCCAUCAUGCAGUCACUCUCACUCAUGGCUGCCAGAACUUCCAAAUGGAUUAUCCGACGUUCUGCCAGAAGUUGAGCAGUCAGCAGCUCGCCGAGAAUUGCCAGUAUUAAGCCCAGCUGAACAACUGGCCCUCGCUGCUAGCGACCAAAGAGCUUUGUUCUACAUAGAGACAGGUCUCAGGGCAAUUCUCGAGUCAUCAACAUUGCAAAACCCAACCUCAGGAUCUGGAACUCAAUUGGUAAGACCUGCGGCAUACAGAAUGGAAGGAUUCUCAUCAUCUAUGCAAUACUGGGGAUACGUGUGCCCGAUGGAUGAAUUUUGUUACCGAAAAGUCCCAAUUCAGCCAGCUAUUGAAGCGCCAAAAAAUGAGAAGGAUCGACAAAAAUAA
Caenorhabditis briggsae is the source of this 960-nucleotide messenger RNA. Lineage: Eukaryota; Metazoa; Nematoda; Chromadorea; Rhabditida; Rhabditidae. Bases 1 to 960 code for a protein of 319 amino acids. The record is from RefSeq and is a predicted model, not a curated record. The transcript is spliced from 5 exons.